Molecule: messenger RNA, 984 nt
Organism: Psammomys obesus (fat sand rat)
Lineage: Eukaryota; Metazoa; Chordata; Mammalia; Rodentia; Muridae
Gene: Tlx1
Product: T cell leukemia homeobox 1
Exons: 4
Coding region: 1-984 (327 amino acids)
Biological process (GO): regulation of transcription by RNA polymerase II; animal organ development
Cellular component (GO): nucleus
Molecular function (GO): DNA-binding transcription factor activity, RNA polymerase II-specific; RNA polymerase II cis-regulatory region sequence-specific DNA binding
Source: RefSeq, a predicted model, not a curated record
AUGGAGCACCUGGGGCCGCACCACCUCCACCCGGGCCACGCGGAGCCCAUCAGCUUCGGCAUCGACCAGAUCCUCAACAGCCCGGACCAGGGCGGCUGCAUGGGGCCCGCUUCGCGCCUGCAGGACGGAGAAUACGGCCUGGGCUGCUUGGUCGGAGGCGCCUACGCUUACGGCGGCGGCGGGGGCUCGGCCGGGGGCGCGGGGGCCGGGGGCGCGGGAGCCUACGGCCCCGGGGGCCCGGGCGGGCCCGGCGGCCCGGCGGGUGGCGGAGCCUGCAGCAUGGGCCCGCUGGCCGGCUCCUACAACUCGGCCGCCUGCGCCGCGCGGGGGCCCGCCGGACCCCGAGGUCUCUGCGCCGCAGCCGGACCCCGCGGGGCGCCUGGGCCCGGCGCCCGGCGCCCGCUGCUCCCUCCCCGGCGUCCCCCCCAGGGGAAAAUCGAUGUGCGCCGGCUGCGGCGGGGGUUCUCAGGUCCCGCUGAGAGGGGGAUCAAUGAGGAGCAGAUGGGUGCGCCUGAGAGAGACGCGGCCCCUUCUGCCAGCCCCCGACGGCGGCCCCGCCGCCCCCGUCCUGCGAACCUUGGGCGGCCACAGCCCGAGCCCCCCAGCCCUGCCCGUGCCCACGCUCCGCCCGAGCGCACCUUCCGCACCCCGGGCCUCCCACACGGCUCGCCCCCACUCCGGCUCCCCCUCUGCUCCCGGGAGUCCCUGAGCUCAGCCCCCGGGGAGGCGCGCGGCGAGCGUCUGACUUGUUCCCAACGCAGGCGACAGACAGCGGAGGAGCGUGAGGCCGAGAGGCAGCAGGCGAACCGCAUCCUUUUGCAGCUGCAGCAGGAGGCCUUCCAGAAGAGUCUGGCGCAGCCGCUGCCUGCAGACCCACUGUGCGUGCACAACUCGUCGCUCUUUGCCCUGCAGAACCUGCAGCCGUGGUCUGACGAUUCCACCAAAAUCACCAGCGUCACGUCGGUGGCUUCGGCCUGCGAGUGA